Messenger RNA from Metopolophium dirhodum (rose-grain aphid), 642 nucleotides. Its product is annotated as leucine-rich repeat-containing protein 51-like. Gene Ontology annotation, molecular function: protein binding. The transcript has 3 exons. The coding region runs from base 1 to 642 and encodes 213 amino acids. Lineage: Eukaryota; Metazoa; Arthropoda; Insecta; Hemiptera; Aphididae. The record is from RefSeq and is a predicted model, not a curated record.
AUGUCACAGGAUGACGAGUCUAAGUGUAACACGGCCUAUCAAUAUUUUAAAUGUGCAAAGCCAUUGGAUUUUUCUUACAGGAAUCUUGUGUCACUUGAAGAGUUGAACGGAAACGAAGAACCAUUGCCACUGAGAGUGGGGGGAGCGCCAAAGAAAAACCUAAAGAGCAACCGUUACAAGACAGGUUCGUUUUGGCUGAACAAAAACAAUUUGAAAAACGUCAAUGGCCUGAGGAACCUAGCAGAUCGUUUAUUCGAAAUGGCUGAUUACCUCUCGUGGUUAGAUCUGUCCGACAAUAACCUAACUUCAAUCAGUGACGAAUUCUUGCUUUUUCCAAAUUUGUCAAUGUUGUACUUGCACAAGAACAACAUUCAAGACUUUGUGGACUCGUACAAACUACGGAAACUGGAUAAAUUGCGGACGUUGACGUUGCACAAAAAUCCGAUGUGCGGGCUCCCGUGUUACCGGAGCACAGUCAUCUCUUUUUUGCCUAACCUCCGGAAGUUGGACCACGUGGUGGUGGUGCGCUCGGAACGUGAACAAGAUAGAAAAUCGUUUGACAAGAACGUCCGUGAGCGCUUAACGAACGCGUAUCCUGAAGACUUUCUUUGCACAAUAGAAUCGACAAAAAGGCCUUCUUAA